Messenger RNA from Thalassophryne amazonica, 3749 nucleotides. It is a transcript of the gene nckap1l, whose product is annotated as NCK associated protein 1 like. Gene Ontology annotation, biological process: cortical actin cytoskeleton organization; neuron projection morphogenesis; cell migration. The transcript is spliced from 31 exons. NCBI's taxonomy places the organism in Eukaryota, Metazoa, Chordata, Actinopteri, Batrachoidiformes, Batrachoididae. The coding region runs from base 69 to 3431 and encodes 1120 amino acids. The record is from RefSeq and is a predicted model, not a curated record. Gene Ontology annotation, cellular component: SCAR complex.
CAGCUGCGCUACUCAGGACCAGGAAGCAAAGGCUCCAACGGAGGGAGAAGUGCAUCACAUCCAAAGCUAUGGCUUAUCAACACAAACUGGCUGAAAAACUCACCAUCCUUAAUGAGCGAGGCAGCGGGGUCCUGAUACGCAUGAACUACAUUAAAAAGACUUGUGCAGAUCCCAAACUGCGCCCGACCAUCCUGACAGAUAAAGUCAUGGAGCCAGCCGUCAAAUAUAUCAACAAGAAAUUCCCCAACAUUGAUUACAGAGGAAAUGUCCAAAAUCUAACCUGUGUCCAGCGACAGAAAUCCGAAGUUUUGGCAGCAACAACAAGUUACUAUGACUCUUUCUUGGAUGUCAUAGAGUUCAGGGACCAUGUCUAUGAGCUGCUGAAUACCAUAGAUGCCUGCCAGUGCUUCUUUGAUAUUGCUAUCAACUUUGACUUCACCAAGAAGUACUUGGAUCUGAUUAUCACCUACACCUCCGUCAUCAUAACACUGUGUCGCAUCGAUGACAAGAAGGCACUGGUUGGGCUGUUCAAUUGCGCCCAUGAGAUGAGCAAUGGUAGCAGUGAUCCUUCGUAUCCACGGCUCAGCCAGAUGUUUGUGGAGUAUGAGCACCCGUGGAAAAAGCUUACAGAGGAGUUUGGACCUCACACAAGGUCAGUGACGGCAGCAUUACUGUCUCUGAAGAUGGUCUACCCACGCAGAAACCUACCAGUGGAGCAGUGGCGGAGUGCCCAGCUCCUCAGCCUGCUCAGUGCUCCGGCAACCAUGCUGGACCCGGCCUGCUGCGACACUAUGGCAUGUGAAUACCUGUCUAUGGAGGUGAUGGAGCGCUGGAUCAUUAUCGGGUUCCUGUUGUGCCACAGCAGCCUGAACACCAACCAGGCCUCUCAGGAGUUGUGGAAGAUGGCACUAAGGAGCGGGUUCUACCUCACUCUCACGAGAGAUGAGGUGAUCAACUUCCACAAAGUGACAGAGGACCUGUUUGACAGUAUUAAAGGAUAUAACAAGAGGAUUGCAGACAUCAAGGAAUGCCGAGAAUACGCUUUAGCCAACAGCGGUGCUGUGCACAGAGACAGGAGGCAAUACCUGAGAGGGGCCAUGAAGGAACUAAUUAAAGUUCUGGAGGAUGAACCUGGACUGCUGGGACCCAAGGCCUUGUUUGUCUUCAUGGCUCUAUCAUUCUCCCGUGACGAGGUUCUCUGGCUUGUCAGACACUCAGAAAAUAUGCCAAAACUGAAGACGCCAGAAGACUACAUUGACAAUCAGAUGGCAGAGUUACUGUUCCACAUGGAGCAGCUCCGCGGUCUGAUGAGAAAGUACAGUCAUGUUUUACAGCGUUACCAUGUACAGUACCUGGCACAGUUUGAUGCUUUGGUUCUCAACGACACCAUUCAGAGCAUAUAUGUCUGUCCAGAAGAGGAGUCAAUCUUGAUGACUUCGUUUGUCUCGACCCUAUCUCCUCUUUCAGUCAAACAAGUGGAAAACAAAGAGGAGUUUGACUUCAGAGGUCUUAGACUGGACUGGAUGAGAUUACAGGUCUAUACAAGUGUGAACAAGGCCCCUCUUCCAAUAAAGGACUACCCUGAUCUCGCAAAAGUGAUGAACAUGAUCCAGUUUCACACGAGGAUGGUGGAUAGUAUUGAAGAAAUGCUGCAAGAGACCUCAGAUGUGUUCAUACUCUGUUUCUUCCCACGUGUCUUUGAGAAGAUGUUUUCCCAGAGCAGUGAGAUGCUGACCAUGAAGCGUUACCUCAUGGCUUUUGCUGCUGUUUGUUCCCAGUUCAGCCAGUGUGGACACCCUCUCUGCCCAGAAGAGACAGCAGAAACAGAAAAGAGAAGUCUGCGCCUCUGCGUGACCUUCCUCGAGCAGAUAGCCAAGCAGACCAGCAGUGUUGUUUUAGAGAUAUGUGCUGAGCAGUGCAACCUGGCUGACAAGUUACUGCCCAAGCACUGUGCCGAGACCAUCAGUGCUGCUCGCCACAGACAGCAGAAGAAGCCAGCGCCCAAGAAAGGAGAGGUCCAAAAAGAGAAGCCAGGGGCUGAGAGCCUGAGGAAAGAUCGGAUCAUCACCACAAAUGUGGACAAGAUGCAUCUGAUCCUGACUGAACUGGUCUCCUCCUACAGUCUGAGCAGCGAAUUAAUUAUUUUUGACCACAUCAUCGUUCCCACUGAGUUCCUCCUUUCUCAUCUGGAGACACGCCUCUCUGAGAUCAUCGUGAGAAUGGCCAAUUACAACCAGACCACCCAGGAGAUCGCGCGUCCCUCAGAACUCCUGGCAAAGAUACGGACCUAUACAGCCAGCCUGCACACUGUCUCCAGCUACAUCAAUGUAGACAUCACUCGCCUGGUGAAGAGCGUCCUCCUGCAACAAACACAGCCACUGGACUCCCACGGAGGACAGACUAUCACAACUCUCUACACCAACUGGUACCUGGAGAGUCUCUUACGUCAGGCCAGCAAUUCCAUCAUCGUCCACUGUCCUACGAUGCACUGUUUUGUCAACCAAACGACUGAAAAUGAGUCAGGUUUCAGAGCAGAAGAAUUCUCAGAUGUGUUAGAGUUGCAGGCGUUGGCUGAGCUCAUCGGGCCGUAUGGCCUGAAGUUUCUGGGCGAGAACCUGAUGUGGCACAUCACGUCUCAAGUGUGUGAGCUGAAGAAACUUGUAAUUGAAAAUAUGGAUGUCCUGGUCCAGAUGAGGAAUAACUUUGAGAAGCCUGAGGAGAUGGCAAAUCUUAAGAGAAGACUGACAGGAGUUGAAAAUGUGCUGAAGAGGAUGACCAUCAUUGGAGUGAUCCUGUCCUUCAGCUCAAUGUCACAGGACUGUCUGAAAGAUAUCCUGCAUAAGCACUGUCCUUACCUGAUGGGGCCCAUUGAGUGCAUGAGGGACUCCAUCUACCCUGAAAGUGACAUGAAGGCGACUCUUGCUGUUUUUGAGUUGGCUUCUGCUGCAGGACUGAAAUGUGAUAUCAGCCCUUCCUUGGUCUCAGCUGUUGAGAGCUUACAGACAGAUAACGUGUCUCUUGAUGAGGAGUACAAGCUGACCUGUUUGCUGCUCGUCUAUAUUGCUGUGGCCCUGCCUGCGCUGGCCCUGGACCCCAACUCCUUCUAUAGCCGAGAUCAUGGAGGUCACAACAACAACAUCCACUGUUUAGCGACAGCCAUCAACCAGCUGGCUGCAGUCAUGUUCACUGUUCAGAAAAAGAACAUAGAGCAGCACCUCAAAGAGUUUCUCCUGCUGGCUUCUUCUGCUCUGCUGCAGCUGGGACAAAAUGUGGAGUGCAAAAACCGAGAGUCAAUCUACCUGCUCCUCCACAUGAUUGUGGAGGAGUCUCCAUUCUUGAGCCAGGAUAUGCUGGAGAGUUGCUUCCCCUACGUUUUGCUCCGAAACUCCUACAGGGAGGUGUACAGGUCCUUUAUCAUUACUCUGGGCUGAAUAUGUUGUCAAACACAUGAAGACACGUUAUCUUAUUUCUGUCAUUCACAAUAAUUUAAGCUGCUGUUCAUGUUGCUUUUUAUGUCAGUUAACACUGAGAAUGUUUUUAACUGAUGGUGCUAUUUUUUCAGUAUUAUGUUUUGGAUUUUAGACUGUUACACAAAUCAAACAUUGCAACUGAACACUCCUUCUGUUACUUCCAUACCAGAGUCAGAUAACUGGAACUGGAACUAUCACAACAUAAUCAAAAAUAGCCUUUAAGUCUCUAAAUGUAAAGGUCAGUAUAUAACAUUUGUUUUCAUUCAUUAAAGUUGAAAA